AUGGUAGCUGCGUCUGUAGUCAUUCCACACAUGCUCCCGAGCAUUGCCUCACGACAAACGAGACCAGUACAGAGUAUACACUCACAUAUAACGGUUGUGUGGAAUAUAAUAAAAAAACAAACAAUGGGUUCCAUCACGAUCAUACUAGCUGUAUUCGCCGUGUUCGUCGCUUUUACAGAUGCUGCUUCUGGAAGUUGUCCAUUACCUUCCAAGAUCUACAGCUGUAGCCCCAAGUGUGUCCAGAACUACGAUUGUAGUCACGGCAAGGUCUGCUGCCCCAACUCCUGCAACACCAAGUCCUGCGUAGACCUGGCAGCUGUAGGGGGCGCUAAUAAUGGCAAGGAUAAAUAUUCACAAUCUGGCGGCGCCGGUGUGUACUGCAACAACCAGAAAUGUAAUUCAUUUGAAGUAUGCAAGUUGGAUCCCGCCACCAAGAAGAUGAAGUGUAUGAGGGCUUAG
This is a messenger RNA of Danaus chrysippus (African queen), 459 nucleotides long. NCBI's taxonomy places the organism in Eukaryota, Metazoa, Arthropoda, Insecta, Lepidoptera, Nymphalidae. The record is from the annotation of a GenBank genome assembly.